AUAAAGAUGAAUUAUUAUCAGAUAUAGUUGGUCUAUUUGAAUUUAGAAAAUAUCAAUUUUUAGAAGAAUCAGAAAAUAGUUUACCUGAAGAUAUAAAUGAUUUGAAAUUAGAAGAAAUAAAACAAAUCAUUACUAUUUGUGAUCAACAAUUAAGUAAUAAAGAUGCUAUAUUGGAUAAAGAUAAGAUAUCUGCAAUUUAUUGUUAUAGUUCUGGUAGAGUUGGUAAAACAGGAUAG
Molecule: messenger RNA, 236 nt
Organism: Racocetra persica
Lineage: Eukaryota; Fungi; Glomeromycota; Glomeromycetes; Diversisporales; Gigasporaceae
Source: the annotation of a GenBank genome assembly